Molecule: messenger RNA, 1305 nt
Organism: Emiliania huxleyi CCMP1516
Lineage: Eukaryota; Haptophyta; Isochrysidales; Noelaerhabdaceae
Exons: 5
Coding region: 1-1305 (434 amino acids)
Biological process (GO): protein modification process
Source: RefSeq, a predicted model, not a curated record
AUGGCUAUCAGCAUGGCGAUGCUUGGGCUGGAGUCAUUCCGGUGCCGGUUGGCUGGAGUCCUACGAUUCAUCCGUCAGCUAAGCCUGCUCCGACUCGUCCCGCGCUGGGUGCGCGCUCGCGUGCGACGCCAUCACGGCGGCUGGAAAUACGCUUGCGACUCCGCCAACCAUCGCAAGUGGCUGGCUCCGGCUCUCGAGGCGGCGGGGUUGCGGGAAGAGGAAGAGGGCUGGCGCGGCACUGCGGCGGUGCGCUGGACGCUGCGGAAGCGCGUACUGCCCGACCCGGUUGGCGCCGCAGCCUUCAACUGCCUGCCACAGCUGCAGCUGCUCGACGACAAGGCGUUGCUGGCGCUGCUCUGCCGCUCCUUCUCACGCACGGCGCCGCUAGUCACGCACGUGAUUUACGGCGAGUGGGACGCCGCGCGCCUCGCGGCACUGCGCGAGCGGUGGGGCGCCUCUGCGUGCGACGAGCCGCGCUGGUUUCCAGAUAGAUGGGAGCAAGGUCACGGCACUGGAGCAUUGGAAGGGUUCGAGUGGCGGCGGCGGUCACACGAGCAAGACAGAGACAGCAAAGGGCUGGCGGCGCCCCGACGCAGCGACCUCCCUUCUAACCUCCAGCCGUGCGUAGGCUUCUCCGCCGCGCUCUUCGACCGGCUCUCCCGGCCGCUCGAGCCGACGGACGUGCCGGGAGGCUACUGCUACGUGGUGCAGCAGUACGUCGACCGCCCGCUGCUGCUCGGCGGACGCAAGUUCGAGCUGCGGCAGUACGUCCUCCUCUGCGGCGACGGCGCCGGCUUCACCUACUCGACCGCCCUGCUGCGCCUCGCGUCGGUGCCGUACGAGCUUCGCUCCGAGGACCGCCGCGCGCACAUCACCAACAAGUACGUGCAGACUGGGUGGGAGAGCACGUCGGAGCUGGUCGGCUCGCUGGACGACAUCGAGUGGACCUCGGCCCGGUGGCCAGGCUACGAGCGGCUGCUCGAGGCGUCCCUCCUCCCCCUCCUGCGGGACCUGCUCGACGUCAACAUCAACCCUGCCUUCGGCGCUUUCUCGGAGGCGACGCAGGCCGCCCUCGUGCGCCCGCUCUUCGCCGACCUCGCCGCCCUCGUCCUCCUCGUCGCCGCACGCGGCUCAGACCGCAAAGGCGGCUCAGGCGCGGGCGGAGGCGGAGUCGGGCUCCCGCCAAAGGCGGUGGACGACCUCGCGGCGCACACGGCGUACAUGCUCUUCAAGAAGAGCCACCGAAAGCGAGAGUGGUGUCAUUGGAAGAACGACGAAAACGAAAUAAUCCGCGCCGGAUGCUGA